Molecule: messenger RNA, 2745 nt
Organism: Phacochoerus africanus (Common warthog)
Lineage: Eukaryota; Metazoa; Chordata; Mammalia; Artiodactyla; Suidae
Gene: PAFAH2
Product: platelet activating factor acetylhydrolase 2
Exons: 11
Coding region: 130-1308 (392 amino acids)
Molecular function (GO): 1-alkyl-2-acetylglycerophosphocholine esterase activity
Source: RefSeq, a predicted model, not a curated record
GGGCCAGGGGCUCCGGGACAGCUUCUCGAUUCCGUUGAGGUGAUAGUCUGGGCUGCUUCUGAGGGAUCGCCUUGACUGGCCAUCCAAGUUCAGCCACGGCCCAAGUCGUUUGAUUCAGCUGGUGAUGAAAUGGGGGUCAACCUGUCCGUGGGCUUUCCUCCUGUCACGGGACCCCACCUCGUAGGCUGCGGGGAUGUGAUGGAGGGUCAGAGUCUCCAGGGGAGCUUCUUUCGACUCUUCUACCCAUGCCAAGAAGCAGAGGAGGCCACGGAGCAGCCCCUGUGGAUUCCCCGCUAUGAGUACUGCACUGGCCUGGCGGACUACCUGAAGUUUAAUAAGCGCUGGGGGGGGUCGCUGUUCAACCUGGCUGUGGGAUCUUGUCGCCUGCCUGUUAGCUGGAAUGGCCCCUUUAAGACAAAGGACUCUGGAUACCCCUUGGUCAUCUUCUCCCAUGGCCUUGGAGCCUUCAGGACACUGUAUUCAGCCUUCUGCAUGGAGCUGGCCUCUCGUGGCUUUGUGGUAGCUGUCCCAGAGCACAGGGAUGGGUCAGCUGCGGCCACCUGUUUCUGCAAGCAGGCCUCAGAGGACAACCGGUCUGACAAUGAGUCAUCGGAGGAGGAAUGGAUCCCCCACCGUCAAAUUGAGGAAGGGGAGAAGGAAUUCUGUGUUCGGAAUUACCAGGUGCAUCAGAGGGUAAGCGAGUGCAUGAGGGUGUUAAGGAUCCUGCAGGAGGUCACUGCUGGGCAGACCGUCCUCAACAUCUUGCCUGGCGGGUUGGAUCUGAUGACCUUGAAGGGCAGCAUCGACAUAAGCCGCGUGGCUAUAAUGGGACAUUCAUUUGGAGGGGCCACAGCUGUCCUGGCUCUAGCCAAGGAGACCCAGUUUCGGUGUGCUGUGGCUCUGGAUGCUUGGAUGUUUCCGCUGGAACGUGACUUUUACCCCACAGCCCGGGGCCCUGUCUUCUUCAUCAAUGCAGAGAAAUUCCAGACAAUGGAGAGUGUCAACUUGAUGAAGAAGAUUUGUGCCCAGCAUGACCAUUCCAAGAUCAUAACUGUCCUUGGUUCUGUUCAUCGGAGUCUAACGGACUUUGCUUUUGUGGCUGGUAACUGGAUUGCUAAAUUCUUCUCCAAUCCAACCCGUGGGAGCUUGGACCCCUAUGAGGGUCAGGAGACUGUGGUGCGGGCCAUGUUGGCCUUCCUGCAGAAGCACCUUGACCUCAAAGAGAACUAUGAUCAAUGGAACAACCUCAUUGAAGGCAUUGGACCAUCACUCACCCCAGGGGCCCCACAGCAUCUGCCCAACCUGUAGGCACACAGGGGCUGCCCAGGGACACCCAUGGCCUUCUAUUAGAAAGUGGUCCUCACGCUCCUUCUUCAUAGAUUGAGAGGGUGUAAUUGUACUGUUGAUUGGAUGACUGGGUAACUUAAUCUGGAACUGUUCAUCUUAAACUCAUGUUGGGACUUGGAUCACUUACUGAUUUGGGAAACUGACUUUCUGGGGACUGAGCCCCGAUGGUGUGGGGAACAAGCGGUGGGAUGGGGCUGGGGAGGCCCAAGCCCCAAGCUGAGCACAAUGAGCCCUAUCAACCCAGCCAGCCGACUCCUCACCUUGGGCCAGUGUGGAAGAAAUGAAGCCACAGGAUGGAGGGAAAUUUCCCACCUUGGGGCCCUCUAGCCCACCUGACACUCUGUUCCUACCUCUCUGCCUUCUCCCUCCCCAGGGCCGCUCGGUGAGUUCUGAGGACUUAAGGUAGCUUUCUAGGAUGGGGACCACCAUCAGGUUUUUCUGUCUAUUUUCAAGCCUCCUUAUGGCAUGAAACAUAGCCCCAGGCAUUUAGUCAGGAUGAAGCUAUACUUGGGAGCCCGUGGAAGGGGCAAACAGCUUUGACCUGAUAGCAGAGGGAGAGCGGCUGAGGGACAGAAGGUAUCUUAAAAACUCUGGGUAUCUCAGAGUUUUGCUGAAAAUGUAACUCGACAGGAAACAACACAAGUAGGCUGAGAUGGAGAAGGCAGAAUAACAGUGUGAAGUAGCCGUUUGAACAGGCCCUCACCACAAAAGGGAGGGAGUUUGGUCUGUUCAAAUUCACAGGCCAUCCCUAGAGAGAAGCUUAGGAACACUUUGGUCCUGCCUUUUACCUCAGAUAUUGUCAGCUUCCAACAGGGUGCUGUAGUUGUCUGUUUUCUGGCUCUGAGGGCCUCGCCUCCAAUUUAAGUCAAGAUAUAGAUUGAAUUUCCAUUCUGUUCCAUUUAUAAUAUGAAUGAUAUUAAUACUCAUGUUUGCCUAACGAUAUGUUGGAAUAUUCUCUGUCUUUAAUCUGCCUCACAGCAAGAUGGGGAGCCAUCUGGAAGUAACUUUUCCUUAUGUCUUUCUUUGAUCACUUACCACUUAUGCCCGUGUUGGGGGAAAAAAAACUUUAAAAGGAGAGGAGGUCUUCCUAGGGAUCUCGUUGGAAGCUGUCUGGGAACAUCAGCGUGAAACACCCCCUCCGCUACUCUAGACAUCUCACCUCAGUCCAAGUAUGGAACCCCGGAGGAGGCGAGAGCAAGAGGGAAAUUCGUCUCUACACAACAGGUCCAAGGUCAUUGUCACCAAAGCAGGCUGGGACUACAUCUCCCAUCCCCAACAGCUGUUCUUUCUCAGAGGUGAAACACCAGAUCCUUUGAGGCUGUGGAUCUACUCUCAGAGAUUUGUGGGUUCCCGGGAGGCAAAGCACAAGGAGAAUAUAAUUAAGGCCUGGUCUCUAGA